Messenger RNA from Suillus subaureus, 231 nucleotides. RefSeq lists its product as uncharacterized. NCBI's taxonomy places the organism in Eukaryota, Fungi, Basidiomycota, Agaricomycetes, Boletales, Suillaceae. The record is from RefSeq and is a predicted model, not a curated record. The transcript has a single exon. The coding region runs from base 1 to 231 and encodes 76 amino acids.
AUGAACAAUGAUGAUGACCCCCCAAAGCCUCAUUUUAGAAUAUGGCAGCAAAACCUCCACAAGUCAGUAAAUGCCUGGGAACAUAUGCUAUCAAACCUCAACCCAGACACCUAUGACCUAGCAUGCAUCCAAGAACCCUACCUCAAUCCAGUCAACCUCACCAAUGCCUCCAAUCUACAAAGACACUGGGACAUUAUCUACCCAACAAGACACCACAACAGCACUGAAUGA